AUGUCGGCGGUAGCGGCGCAGGCUGUGCGCGGCGAAGGCGUGGUGGGCCUCACCGUCCCGGGGAACGCCGUCCUGCCCUCGGUGUUCGUCUCCUUCGAUCCCGCCUCGCCGCCGCUCUCCCUCCCCUCCGACCUCCUCCUCCUCGCUGUCUUCGACUCCGCCCUCUCUCGCGAUGACACGUCAGCAGCCAAUUUCACUGGCUUCGCUGCUGACGCACCAGGCGGUGCUGAGCUGGCGUCUCUCGACGCCACGCUUUCCGGCGCUCUCGCUGAGCUAGCAUCCGACCCGGAUUUCAGAGCGAAGCCCGGGCAGGUUUCGCAAGUCCUCCGCGUUCCCGGGCAGCCGUUCAAAAGAAUCGCGCUGGUGGGGCUGGGCAAGCCGGAUGUGCUUCUAAAGGGGGAGGCCGGCUCGUGGCAGGGAGUAGGCUCCGCUAUAGCAGGCGCCGCUAAAACGAAUCAGGCCAGCAAGGUAUCGGUCGCGUUUGUGGGCAAGCCAGAGGCGGCGGUGGGGCAGGAGAUUAAAGCUGGGAGCGCGGUUCGGGGGAUAGUGACGGGCGCCUUAGUAGGCAGCUUCGAGGAUGUGCGGUUCAAAUCGGAGGAGAAGGAGAAGGCGAAGGCAGAGAGGGGUGUGAAGGAGUUGCAAGUGGUGGGGCUGGGUGACGCGGAGUCACUCCAGAGGGACGUGUUCGAGGCGGAGAGGCUGGCGGCGGGAAUCAUCCUCACCAAGCAGCUCGUCAACGCGCCGCCCAAUGUGCUCACGCCAGCUGUCCUCGCUGACGUGGCGGUGAACCUGACUGCCGCCCACGCGGAUGUGCUGAGCGCGCGCAUUUUGGAAAAGGACGAAUGUGCCGCCCUGGGCAUGGGGUCGUACCUGGCAGUGGCGGAGGCAUCAGCGGCGGACAACCCGCCCAAGUUCAUCCACGUCACGUACACACCGCCUGCUGCUGGGGAUGGUGGCGAAGGGGGCGAGGAGAAGCCGCUGAAGAAGCUGGCGCUGAUCGGCAAGGGACUCACCUUCGAUAGUGGCGGCUACAACCUGAAGGCGGGGCCGGGCUCAAUGAUUCACCUCAUGAAGUUUGACAUGGGCGGCGCUGCUGCUGUGCUGGGCGCUGCCAAGGCCAUCGCUGCCAUCCAGCCCCAGGGCGUGCAGGUGCAUUUCAUCAUAGCAGCGUGUGAGAACAUGGUCAGUGGGGGCGGCAUGAAGCCGGGUGACAUCAUCACUGCUUCCAACGGCAAAACCAUUGAGGUGAACAACACGGACGCGGAGGGGCGGCUGACACUGGCGGAUGCGCUGCUGUACGCGCAGCAGCAGGGCGUGGAGAAGAUCGUUGAUGUCGCCACCCUCACUGGCGCUUGCAUCAUCGCCCUCGGGAAUGACAUCGCUGGUACGCCCCUCCCAUGCAUCGCUGGUCUGUUCACCCCAAACGAUGAGCUGUCAGCGGAACUGGAAGCUUCCUCCAAGGCGUGUGGCGACAAGGUUUGGCGCAUGCCCAUGGAGGAGGCGUACUGGGAGGGCAUGCGCAGCAAGCAUGCCGACAUGCUCAACACCGGUGGCCGUGAAGGCGGCUCCAUCACUGCAGCACUCUUCCUCAAGCAGAAUCACUCUUUGGCAGUCUCUUUUGCAGCAGCCCCUCUCUUCCUCCCGUCUCUCUCUGGGCUAACCUUGAAGCAGCACAUUUGUGUGCAUUAUGACGAGGCAAAACUGCCUCGAACUUACUCUCUCUCUUGUCUCCUGCCUCUCUGUUUGCUGUUGCUCCCACCAUUCCCUGUCACCACUCCCUCCUCUCUCAUGCCUCUCUGUUUGCUGUUGCUCCCACCAUUCCCUGUCACCACUCCCUCCUCUCUCAUGCCUCUCUGUUUGCUGUUGCUCCCACCAUUCCCUGUCACCACUCCCUCCUCUCUCAUGCCUCUCUGUUUGCUGUUGCUCCCACCAUUCCCUGUCACCACUCCCUCCUCUCUCAUGCCUCUCUGUUUGCUGUUGCUCCCACCAUUCCCUGCCACCAUCCCCUGCCGCCAUUCCCUGCCACCACUCCCUCCUCUCUCAUGCCUCUCUGUUUGCUGUUGCUGCCACCACUCCCCGGCGCCAGUUUGUGGCGGAGGGGCUGCCAUGGGCGCAUCUGGACAUUGCAGGGCCGGUGUGGAGUGA
Messenger RNA from Closterium sp. Naga37s-1, 2145 nucleotides. The record is from the annotation of a GenBank genome assembly. Lineage: Eukaryota; Viridiplantae; Streptophyta; Zygnematophyceae; Desmidiales; Closteriaceae.